CCUGGAGCAGCCAGGUCCUCAGGUUGAACCAGUGACACUUCUUGGCCGUGCUGCUUUCAAUGACCGAGUGGAAUGUCGUACUUCAUAGAAUGUGGAAACGUGAAACUUCGUUCUUAGUCUUGAGAUAGCUCACGCCAACUGCCCGCCGACGACAUGGCGCUUUGCAGGGAUACGUAAAUGUCGGAGCUUUAACCGAGACAGUGAAGGCACCACUUCUGUUAGUCUUCCGCCUGUCGGAUCGUCGCGCAGCUAGCAAACAUGACUGCUACUGUUGUUGUCCGGAGGUUAGCAGCUCUGUCCGGGGCUUCUGCCGUGGCUGCGGGGGCAUACGGGGCUCACGGUUUCAAAAACAGCGACCCUGAUGACUACCAGAUGGUGCUGUUUGAAACUGCCAACAAGUACCAUUUCUACCACAGCCUGGCCCUGCUGGGAGCUGCCCACUCCGGUAAACCUGCGGUGGCUGGAGCCCUCCUGAUAGCAGGCAUGGGGAUGUUCUGCGGCUCUCUGUACCACCAGGCCCUGACGGGGGAUCCCGGCCUACGCAAAGUGGCUCCCAUGGGUGGCAUGGCAAUGAUCGCUGGCUGGCUGGCCAUUAUUCUCUGAAGUGUAACAGUUCAGACUCCUCCAAUGUGACACUAAGCUGUAGUGUGAAUGGAUGGACUGGAGAGUUUGUAUGUUUGUUAGAAGUGCUGAGUUAUGACACCCAUGGGACCGCUCCCUGUCCUGGGCUGAGAGUGUCGGCAGGAGAUAAGGUCACAAUGGCGUUAUCACUUUGGUACCAUAGCCAUCAGCGUCCGACUGCUGCCCUCUGACUUGUAAGAGUAACAAUUGAUGAGCUAAGUAAUCAUUCAUUUAUGCACAUUUUUGUAAAUCUGGAAUUUUGAACAGCAUAGCAACUUUUUUUUGAAGAACACAAACAAGUGUAUAGAAAUUACAGAAACUUCCUGUGUGCUACAAUAAGCUUGUGCAUGUAAAUAAUUCAGUAGUUGUUUUAUUUCUAACCCUGGUCUUCCUGCUGCAGUAAAAAGGCUUUAUAUUUCAAUAUAUUUAAACAAAAGCAGUAUGGAAAAUUGGGCUAAAACAAAAUAAAAAAUAUGUUUAGAAUUAAAUAAAAGCUUUUUCUUAAA
Molecule: messenger RNA, 1127 nt
Organism: Cheilinus undulatus (humphead wrasse)
Lineage: Eukaryota; Metazoa; Chordata; Actinopteri; Labriformes; Labridae
Gene: tmem256
Product: transmembrane protein 256
Exons: 5
Coding region: 259-603 (114 amino acids)
Source: RefSeq, a predicted model, not a curated record